UUCAUUUUGUUCAUUCAUUCCUAUCGUUGUAUAUUCACAUGCUGUUCGUAGGGCUGUUAAUGCAAUAUUGCAGUCAGUGAAUUAGAGAAAUGAAGUGAUUUACCGCUGUUUGAAGUCUCAAGCGUGCAUUUUGGCUUCGAGAAGAUGAUGGGUGCGUAACAAAUAGUGGAAUUUUUUUAAUGUUCAUGUUCAGUUGCAGAUCCCUUGUUUGGACCCAGCGAGGUGACACCCACUGCAGGGUGUAAUUGAUCCUUGUACACAAGUUGCUUUACAAACUGGAAAUGGUUCUAGUGCUGUUGAACAUGCUGCUACAGCAAGUGCAGCAGAUGCUUAUUCUAGCCAUGUGAAAGAUCUUUUUCACCCAUGUGAGGUGUCACAUCAAGUUUUUAUGGACGUUUCUCAUGAUCCUUGUACUUCUGGACAGGUGCAAGAAGCCAUUCUGGGAGAUUUAUCUGCGCCUUCGGUGUGAGGUAAGUGCAAGAUAUUCCUGUGCUUUCUAAUUUCGUAAUUCUAGAUGGUGAAUUAAAAGAAACAUCUUUCUUUUUGAUACAGAUUUGUUUUCAGAACAUUUAUUUGAUGACCUUUGAUGAUUCAUUUGAUGAUUUUUCUUAACAUCAUUUUUGCUUUUCAGAUCCUCUUCCAGAGAUGGCUUCUGAAGCAUGCAUAUUAGACCCUACGAGUUUGACCGUAAGUGACUUUAAAUUAAUGUUCACUUUGAGGAGUCGGAACUCAGAGAGAUAAUUUUCAAGAAUUAUUGUUAUGUGCAGUGAAUAACUUGCUUCAUUGUGCA
Molecule: messenger RNA, 790 nt
Organism: Gryllus bimaculatus (two-spotted cricket)
Lineage: Eukaryota; Metazoa; Arthropoda; Insecta; Orthoptera; Gryllidae
Source: the annotation of a GenBank genome assembly